GCCUGGGAAAGUGGGUGGCGAUAUCAACGUGGCUGUCAUCAAGCAGACGGAGGGGAAGAGCGAACGAAACCAUCCGUUGAGGAUUGCUUGCUUUAUAUAUAUAUAAAAAAAGAAGGAUUGCUUGCUUUAUCCAGUCGGACUUGAAAAGUGUCAGUGAAUCACCAGUCUACCGUGGAUUCUGUAGGCAUGAAAACACAACGUCGUUUUUAAAGAAAUUAUUUGAACACUUCAACUCUUUACCUUACAAUUUCGGAUGUCGUAUUGGAUUAAAUAUUUCCCACCUUUUUAGCAACGUAGUUAGCUAGCUAGCAUUUGCUAGUCUGUCUCAGGUAGAAGAGGGGUCGGUGACAAAGGAGGGGUAAAGUGGCGAGGUAACUUAACGAUGAAUCGAUUUCGAAAGUGGCUUUACAAGCCUAAGAGGACGGACCCUCAGCUCCUGGCCCAGUUCUACUAUGCUGAUGAGGAGCUCAACCAGGUGGCCACAGAACUGGACAGCCUAGAUGGGAGGAAGGAGCCUCAGAGGUGUACGCUGCUGGUCAACCAGUUCAGAUCCUGUCAGGACAAUGUGUUGAACGUUAUCAACCAGAUCAUGGAUGAAUGUAUCCCUGGCGACAGAGCCAACAGAGACUUCUGUGUCAAGUUCCCAGAGGAGAUUCGCCAUGACAACCUGGCUGGACAGCUGUGGUUUGGGGCUGAGUGUCUGGCUGCAGGCUCCAUCAUCAUGAACAGGGAGAUAGAGAGCAUGGCCAUGAGGCCUCUCGCCAAGGACCUGACCCAUAGUCUGGAGGAGGUCCGUAACAUCACGCGAGACCAGGCCCUCCGAGACCUCAACUUCUACACAGACCGCAUGAGGGACACGCUGCGCCACUUCGACAGCCUCUUUGCUGAGUUUGAGCUCAGCUAUGUAUCAGCCAUGGUGCCUGUGAAGUCUCCCAAAGAAUACUAUGUUCAGCAGGAUGUGAUUGUGCUCUUCUGUGAGACUGUGGAGAGGGCGCUCAAGCUGGGCUAUCUCAGCCAAGACAUGAUCGAUGACUAUGAACCCGCUCUGAUGUUUACAAUCCCCAGACUAGCCAUUGUGUGUGGUCUGGUGGUGUACGGUGAAGGUCCACUCAACCUGGAUAGGAAACCAGGGGACAUGUCUGAGCUCUUCCGGCCCUUCCGUACUUUACUGAAGAAGAUCAGAGACCUGCUCCAGACCCUGUCAGAGGAGGAGUUGUUGACACUGGAGCGGAGCCUCUGUAUCUCUCAGGACGGGUUCCCCCUAGUCCCCGAGCUUCCCCCUACCCCAGACCCCCUCUCAUCCAGCAGCCCCACCGGUGACAUCCCGGAGGAACCGACUGAGAGCGAGCAACAGGAGGUGCUGUCUCUUUGCAUCUCCCACAUCCAGGAUGAGGAGGACAGGCAGUGGGAGGAGGUGGAGAGGGGGGGAGAGGAGGAGCGGGGUGGUCUGUGUGAGGAGGCGGAGGAGGCGGACCAGGCCUGCUCCAUGCAAUAUGAUGAGGAGGAGAUUGAACAGCUCAACAUGAUGGUGCACCGCGUGGGGGACGAGAUGUUCACGCUGCUGUCCCCUCCCAGCCAGGGCCAGUCCCCAGCCCACCGCCCCAACAGAGGGGGCUCUAUCGGUGGCUCUAGCACCGAGGCCUCCCCCAUCCGGAUGCUGGUGGGCCAGGGCAGGACAGGUCUCUACCACGAGGAGGAGGACAGAGUCUUCUUCAUGGAGGACCUGGAUGCAGGAGGGGACCUUGUGACCAGCAGUCGUCUAACCUCGCCUUCUAACCUCGCCCCUCAGCCCUCUUCUCCUCAGCCCAGCAGGUCUGGCCCCCUUACCGACUCAUCCAGGAAUGGAUGGCCCACUGAAGCCCAGUCAGAUCUGUCCCAGCAGCCCCACAGCCAUCCCUCACAGUGCCCCAGCACCAAGCGACCUGGUCCCAGCCCUGGCCGGGAGCCCCUGCCCUACACUAACGGCUGGGAGGUGGGCCUGGAGGGGGCGGAAACUGCUGAGGUCAUAGCACACCGCAUGGGAGGGAUGAAGCUAUCGGCCACCGUCAUUUUCAACCCCCACUCCCCCAGCCUGACUGAGAUGGCUGUGGACAAGCUGCUCUUGCCCCGACCCCUCUCCUCCUCAGAGACAGAGCCAUGCGCCCCCCUGGUGGCCAGAAACUGCCUGCUCAACUCCUGUGUCUGCUGCGGCAGCUGUGAGGUCGGCCAUGAUGACACCCUCACCAUGGACACCACAGGGCUGGGAAUGGGCCUGGGAUUGGACCAACACUGCAAGCCCCACAGCUCUGUCAUCCAGUCCUCUGCCUGCCGCCUAGCUUCCUCAGGACACGACCUACAUGGGAAAGGGGACUCUCCCCCCUCUCGCUGCUCCUCAGAGCCAGCUCCAGGGGUGGAGGAAGGGGACCAGCACUGUGACAAGUGCCUGGUGGUGGUGGCCCCAGCGCCUCAGCAGUGCCUGGGCCAGAACAGGAGCCCCAUUGGGGUAAGGGGAACCCCAGAACCUUGUUCCCACCAGUGCAGGACAGUGAGGAGGCCUCAGGCCAGCGGGGGAAGGGACAGGACGGGGACCAGAGAGGCAGACAGUGAGUCCAAGGAAGAGAUCAAGAAGAACACUAGUUUUUUUCAGGACUCUCCUCUCAGCUCAGUCUCCAGUAGUGACUGUGAGAGUGUGUCUGUCACCACAUGUAGUCUGUCCAGCAGUGCUUACACAGCCAGCCCUGUCAGCAGUCUGACCACGAGCUCGGGGACGUCAGAGGAUCUGGACCAUCAUGAAAUCCAGCUGGCCCUGCAGGCUGCUAAGAUGGCCGCCAGGAACAAGAUCCGCUCGCGCUUCCACAGCAGCAGUGACCUCAUCCACCGCCUCUUCGUCUGCAUAUCGGGUGUUGCUGACCAGCUGCAGACAAACUAUGCCGCCGACCUUCGAAGCAUUCUGAAGACACUGUUUGAAGUCAUGGCUACCUCUGAGCAGGGGGACUUUGACAAGGAGAACGCAUGUCCAGGGCUUCGCAGUGCUGUGCUGGAGGACUGUUCUCUCUGUCAGGAAACCAUCUCCUCCUCGGAGCUGGCAGCCAAGGCCCUGGAGGGACAGUUUGAAGAUCCCCCAGACUGGGUUCCUGAUGAGGAAUGUGACUCCUGCAUCACCUGUAAGGCCCCCUUCACCGUCAUUCGCAGAAAGCACCACUGUAGGAGCUGUGGCAAGAUUUUCUGCUCUCGCUGCUCCUCCCACUCAGCCCCGUUACCGAGGUACGGCCAGGUGAAGGCCGUCAGGGUGUGUACGCACUGCUACAUGUUCCACGUCACACCGUUCUACAGUGACAAGACUGGCAUCUGACCCCUGCUGUAUCAAGUGAUUUCACCCCCCGGGCAACCUUAUCGAUCAUCUUCAUCACACUGCACAGCAAGGCAGGGCUUUGGAAUAAAGAGGACAUGGAUGAGAGGGCAGAGAGAUGGAACGAGGUCGGAUGUGGAGGCGCAUAAACCAUGAUUAGACCCUUUCUGUUGUUUUUGAGAUGCUGCUGCUGCCUGAAAGGGAACCAAAGGGCCUAAUGCUAUGCUGUCCUCCUCCUGAGUCACUGAUGCCUGCCUGCCUGCUUGCCUGCCUGCCUAUAGAGGCAGAUGAAGAAAAAACUGGAAGUAGGGUUUUGAACAGAUUACUCUGGACCGGUCCAGUGCUUUAGGAACAGCUUCUGGGAAUAUUUGCAGCUGAAGAGGGAGAGAAAGCCUUUUCUGUUUUAUUGCUUGUGUAUAACAAAGGCCUUCUGACAUCAUGUCCUAUGCUUUAGCGGGCUUCCCACACUUGUGCCAGAGCUCUGACAGGGCUCCGAUUACUUUAAAGAAUGGAAGUCAUAAUAAACAUGUAAAUAAGGAUAAUUAUGUUGAUAGUGAUGAUGAUCUCCGCACAACUGAUCUUGCUUGUUUGGCCGCAAUGGCUCUAGAAGUUUUAAUUUUAGUUUGUCAUGUAAUUCCUGAUGCUGUGAGGAUGAGGGGAAAGCAAUCCUCAUCAGGCUACCUAAAUAGCGAAGCAACAAAAAAAUAGAUUUUAUGUAUUGAUUCCUACCACGGAAAUUUGCCAAUGUUUUUAACGGCAAUUUAAUUUGUGAUUUAAUUUCAUAUGGGAUUUGUAUUUUAUUGACUGUGUGUCAAAGGACACAAAGAUUAGCUGUCCUUUAAUGACAAUGAGGGCUGUGCCCAUUGCUUUUACAGUCACAACAUACAAUGUUUAUUAAAAAAAAAAGCAUUUUCUCAUCCCAUCUUUAACAUGCUACUCCUCAACCUCUGAGAUUGACAUGGUCACAUCAGUCACUCUCUCAGGCAUUUAAUGCCCUCUGGUGGAGAGAGACUUUAACCUCCUACCACACAUCAGUAUCUAUAUUAAUUGAUUGUUAGAAUCAUGGAGUGCAUAUCACCACUAUUUAGAGGUUUAUGAUACCUGUCUCCCAUCAGUUGGUCAAGGCAGCUUUGUUUCCUUCAGAUUGUGCAAUAUAGUUUUCCCCUCUGUGUAUGUUGUUGCCAAACACAUUUAUCUUAAGUAUAUUUCAACUCUCCCAGGGGUCACACUGAUAGCAAACUUUUCUAGACAGGAUUCACCAAAACCGAGACGAACCUCUACUACUACACUAAGCAUUGAUGUCCAUUUUCAUGAUCUAAAUUACAUGCCAGCUGCUGCUGCUGUUGCAGAAACAUAUGUGAUCUGUAGGGAGAUCAGUUAGAAUAUGUUACAGAUAGUAAGUUAAAUUGAAACUAGACUGUUUUGUUCAUCCUUACCUGGUUAUACAUUAUCCCCAUACCUCUCUGCACAAAGUAUUACUAUUCCCAGUAGAUAACCACUUCCUCUACUCUUACAUCAUGAUUUCUGCCUGCUCCCUCAAGUCAUUUCUGAUGUGGAGGGAAAGCUUCACCAUCUAGGUUACAAUGGAGAAUGUGUUUGAGUUGAUGUGGAUAGAGGACUGGGCAAUCUGACAUAACUGGCUCAAACAACCAUGGCCUUCUACGCUUCAAGUCUGCACCAGUUAUAUCAAAUCUGCCCUGAUUUAUAAGCUAAUUCUCAGGCUUUAUCUUGUCUAGAUCGCUUUAUACUUCUACAUGGUUUAUUUGUAUUGCGGAAAAUUUAAAGACCUUAAAAUUACGUAAUUGUUUUAUAAACAAAAUGAAAUUGUAAAUCUAUAAAUCUAUUACUACUUUUUCAGUAUGGAGCGGUAAUUCAAGGACUGUGUAUCCUAUUACUUCAGAGCUUGUUAUUUUGUAAAGGCUAGCAUAUUUCAGUGAUAAGAGCCAUGUGAAACAUUUGGGAAAACUGAAAGAAUGUUAUUAAUUUUAAAUGCCAUGUCAAUUAAAAUUAAAUGACUUUUUCCUUUGAAUAA
Messenger RNA from Oncorhynchus tshawytscha (Chinook salmon), 5360 nucleotides. RefSeq names its product lateral signaling target protein 2 homolog. Gene Ontology annotation, molecular function: metal ion binding. The record is from RefSeq and is a predicted model, not a curated record. Lineage: Eukaryota; Metazoa; Chordata; Actinopteri; Salmoniformes; Salmonidae. Gene Ontology annotation, biological process: negative regulation of epidermal growth factor-activated receptor activity. The coding region runs from base 383 to 3331 and encodes 982 amino acids. The transcript has 14 exons. Gene Ontology annotation, cellular component: early endosome membrane.